UUCUUCAAAAGAAAAUUUUUAUCAAGAUUAAAUAACAGGAAAAUUAGAAGCUGUUGGAGAUACAGUAGAACGAUUUCAUUUUAUUUUACAUCCAAAAGAUGAACAAAAUUUAACUCGUGAAGAUCAAGAUAAAGUAAAAGAAUUAUAUUCACUUUUAGUUCAAUUUGAAAUUAUUCAAGGAGAUACAAUAAGAAAAAUAUUUCGAAAUAAUUCACAAGAACGAGAUAAAAUAGAAAAGAUAAUUCGAAAUGAUCUUGAUCCUUCGGUUGCCGACUCAUUAAUUAGUUUAUUAAAUAGUAAAUCUUCUUUUUUUUAUCAAACAGAUUUACCAUUUACUAUUAAAGAAGAAGAAGGAAAUAAUAUUCGAAUUUAUCUAAAAGAAAAAAAUAUUUUAAAGUCUGGUGGACUUGCUAAAUAUAAAUAUGUAGAUAUUAAAAGAAAUAUUGAAAGAAUUUUAAAAAAUAUUCAAUUUGAAAAUGAUAAAGAAUUAAUUUUGUCGAAAAUUUUGUCUUUACAAGGAGAUAUUCGUUCAUUUAAAACAGGUUUAAAAGCUAAUUUAAAAGAUUUUAUAGAUCUUCAAGAUCAAGAAAAUGUUCCAAGUGAAUUAAGAUUUUUUGAAGGUUUUAAUCUUAAUAAAUUUUUGAUUAUUGAAGAAGAUAAAUCUUGGUGGGAUUGGAAUGCUUUUGCCGUUGCAAUGAUAGGACUUGUUCAAGUCAUUGCCGAAGCUGUUUUAGUAGCCUUCGAUUUGACUCAGAUAGGCAAUGCUUUAAUAUCAGGUAUUUUUAGUUGGAAAGAAUGGGCAAUACAAAAAGCAAUUAGCUUCGGUCUCUCUAUGUUGACUGUUGGAAUUGGAAAGUUUUUGACGGAUAAAAUUAUGGAACAGAUUCAAGAAAAUGUUUAUACAAAAGAUUGUUAA
Molecule: messenger RNA, 916 nt
Organism: Rotaria sp. Silwood1
Lineage: Eukaryota; Metazoa; Rotifera; Eurotatoria; Philodinida; Philodinidae
Source: the annotation of a GenBank genome assembly